AAUCUGAACCAGACAAGUGUCACAGAAUUUCUCUUGAUGGGUUUCUCUAUUGACCCAAACAACCAGACUCUUCUCUUUGUCAUAGGCCUGUUUGUCUAUCUGUUAACUUUAGGAGGGAAUCUAACCAUUAUUACCUUGAUCAGGAUAGAUCAAUGUCUCCAAACUCCUAUGUACUUCCUCCUUGGCAAUCUCUCUUUUGUGGAGAUCUGCUACAUUUCCACUACUCUCCCCAAAAUGCUAUGGGACCUCUUGUCAGGGGACAAGGCAAUCUCCUACAUAGGAUGUGCACUACAAUUGUAUUUCUUUGUUGCUUUAGGGAGCACAGAAUGUGUGCUUCUCUCAGCCAUGGCAUAUGAUCGUUAUGUAGCUAUCUGCCAACCCUCGCACUACACUCUGCUCCUCAACCAAAAAGUAUGUCAAUGUUUGUUAGCAGCCUCCUGGACUAUUGGCCACUUCAAUUCCACUAUUAACACAGCCCUACAUUUCUGCCACUCCAAUAAAAUCAAUCACUUUUUUUGCGACAUUCCUCCCUUACUAUGCUUAUCUUGCUCUGACAUCUUCAUCAGCCAGAUGGUGACCUUCACCAUCUCUGGAGGUAUCAUGAUUGUGUCAUUUGGCCUGAUCCUUCUUUCUUAUAUUCUCAUUGUCUCCUCUGUCCUCAAAAUCCACACUGCUCAUGGUAGGAUCAAGGCAUUUUCCACCUGUGGAUCACAUCUCACUGUGGUGAGCAUCUUUUAUGGCACCAUCAUCUACACCUAUAUGCGGCCUUCAUCUGCGCACACUAUAGAAGGAGACCGCCUCAUUUCAGUGCUAUACGCCAUCAUUACACCACUGCUCAACCCCUUGAUCUAUUGCUUCCGAAACAAGGAAGUACAGGGGGCCCUUUGGAAUGCUCUUGGAAAAAGCAGGUUAUAG
Messenger RNA from Candoia aspera, 915 nucleotides. Its product is annotated as olfactory receptor 5B12-like. The transcript has a single exon. Gene Ontology annotation, cellular component: membrane. Lineage: Eukaryota; Metazoa; Chordata; Lepidosauria; Squamata; Candoiidae. The annotation marks the transcript as partial. Gene Ontology annotation, molecular function: odorant binding; G protein-coupled receptor activity; olfactory receptor activity. The record is from RefSeq and is a predicted model, not a curated record. Gene Ontology annotation, biological process: G protein-coupled receptor signaling pathway.